UACAAAAAAUUGCUAUAUAUACAUGUAUAUAUAUUACCAUCGCUCUAUAUAUAGAUCAAGCACCUCUUGUCAUUUUCUCCCCACAAUGCAUCGCCAUGUUGAAAAACAAUCUCACCCUUUAAAAUAAAAAUGAGGAAUAUGACAGCUUACAAACUGUUGUGCGACGAAAAAGAAAAUGAAAGCGCGAUUCCAGUGUAUAUUCAGCUGGCCCUAGGCGCCCUUGGAAAUAUUCUGGCGGUAAUCAUAUUGUUUGUUGGCCGACACGAGCACCAAUGGCAGUCUUUUUACAUCUUUUUCACUGGACUUGUGCUCACCGAUUUGGUUCACAACGGUGUGUGUUAUCCCUUAGUUCUACUAAGAUACAUUUCAGACUUCACGUGGUGCUUUUCCGUAAAAUUGUGCAAUUUUCACUCUUUUAUGGAAACAUUUUCACAUUUGGCAUCUGGAAUGAUUAUUGGGGCCAUGACCUUAGACAGGUAUCUCUACCUCAGAGCAAUACACACGCAGACCCAAGAAUACGGCGCUCAAAGAAAACCUUAUGUCGCUUCACUUUUUGCUAUAAUUCUUUUAGCAAGCAUAAUUUCAAGUUUCCAUCUCCUUGGCUUAGGAAACAGCCAGCUUUAUUAUCCAGGAUCCUGGUGUUUUCUUGACUUUACCGAUUCGUCGAUCGGAAAUAAAAUCAAUGCUGGGAUAUAUUCCGUGUUUGGUCUAUGCAUCAUGAUGGCAGUGUUCGUUAUCGGUGUGAAAACGAUCGUGGUCACGUGUAGAAAUUCCGAGUACCAAGCAUUGCUACUCGAUCACCAUCGUGUGACUGGGAUUUACGACAACCACGUGAGAAAGUUCCUGGUCAUUUCAAUGGUGACCUUUCUUUUGCUGUGGAGUCCCCUUCUGUUUGACAUCCUUUUCCAUAUCUGUGGAUUAUCAGAGACCAACAGUAGAAAGGAACUAUGGUUGAUUCGAUUAAUGUACCUAAACACUCAAAUCAAUCCCUGGCUCUACGUCAUACUGCGCAGAGAAAGUCUGCGCAGAUUUUUUGUGUUGAUCUUAAAAUGCAAACGGUGUCUUUGUGAAAAAGAGGAACAGACGACAGGACAGGACUCACAGGACUCGGGGUUUUACCAGUGAAAAAAAAGGAUGGCUAAUACGUUCUUUUAAGAUGGCGGGGUGGCCGUGGCCAUUUUUGGGUUAUGUAAUUUUUGAAGAAUAUUGGUAUAGGAAAAUGUCAGAUUUUGAAGCCAAAAUAAUUGGGUUUUUUCUUUACUGAAUAAUUGUUAAUGAUCAAAUUACAGUGUGUUAUAAUAAAAAGUUUAAGACAGAUCGGAUGUGUAAUUUAUUGAUCGUUCAGCCUCCUUAAAAUAUCCCUCUCGAAAUGUUCCUUUUUGUGAAUCUGGUUCCAAUUAAGAAAAUUUCUUAAAAUCAUCCGUUUGAAAUACUCUUGUUGAAAAUUGCUCCUCUUUGUUUUGUUAUUGGUUGUAUCUAUGAUAGUACAUGUAGUGCGAACAUCGCUACAUUCUUAUAAAUUAUUUUCAGAUUUAUGAUUUUUUUUUUCGAAAGGUAACUUUUCUCCUAUGAAGAAACUUUUUUUAAAGGUUAUUUAUUAUAACGUGUUUUCUUUUAUAAAGACACCUUUUAAAUGAAGUGUUUCUUUAUACAAAUAAAUGUGUAUGAAAACAUUAUGUACUGUCUGCAGUUAAUUCAUAUUUAUUUUACAGACAUCAAAGAAAUAAUUUACAGAAAUCAAAACAAAACAAUAGAAAUACGUUGGCUACAUAUGCUUUUUGGGUGAACACUUCUUGGGGCGUGUUAAAAAUAUUCACAAAAUAAUUUAUUUUAACUGAUGAUCGGAUUAAUAAAAAAACACACUUUAACCAUUUUAUUCGCCAUUUCCACAGUUUCUAUGUUUUGUACAUCUGUCCUUUUCAUGCUACACACGUCUACAACAUGUGACAUGAACAUGGAUAUAGAAUGGCAAAAAACAAACCUGUUAACACAUGAUCUUAUAUUCAUUAUGAGGCUAGCAGGCGGUGAGGCCAUUGUUUAAACUGCAUCUAACCUCCACAUGCUCCAGUAAACUUCAAAUUUAGGCACAUUUCCGUUGUCAAAAUUAAAAGUUUUUUGACAUUGUCGCGGUUAAUUGAUCGAGCAUCAAUGAUAUUGAAACAGACAGUGCAUGCACGGAUCAAUGAGUAUGUAUUACGCAAGUAGAUUAAAAAUACAUAUUCCGUCAAUUGUUUGAUACAGUUUUGUGUUGAACUUUUUCUAAAGUUGUCCUAAUGAGAAAAUAAUAUGAAAUUCAUGUCCUGUAAUUUGAUAUAACUGCAAACGUUUUUCAAGUUACUAUUAAAAUUAUCAUCUAUUAAAGAGGUUCACUCCUUAGGUUUUGGGUAGCCAUUUUUAGUCACCUAUAGUCUGAAAAUUCUGCAUCACAUAUCAAUUCUAGUAUUAUAUUUAUAUUUUACAAUGCCAAAUAAACUAUAUUGAAUAAAAUUGUUUUUAAAAAUUACAUUUUUACAUAGUUUAGUAAGGGACCAUAUUUUGUGGCGGAAGGUUUUCAAGAAGGAAAUGACCAAUUUUCAUAACUCACUAGUUUUAGAGUACAUGUAUUGUUACUUUAGCUUCCUAAUUUUCAGCGCAGACCAAACUUCUAGAUAGCUUGUGUAUAAUGAUAUAUUCAUGAUAUUCUGAAAAACAUAUUAAAACAAUUUUGAUAUUUCAAUCGAUAUAUUUGACAUAUUUAGCUUGUAUUCCAUAAAAGUUAAGAAAAAAUUAACUCCAAUUUUGGCCUUAAAUUAGCUUAUUUCAUGCCAUAUCUCAAAUUUUUGAAAUGUGACCCCUACUUGUUUUACUUUCAAAUGAGACAAUAAAUGUACGUCUAUUUGUGUGCAAAGUUUUGGAAAGAUAACAUACUAAAUGUAUAUUUUUUUUUAUUUACGUUAUAAUUUGAUUACUCCAAAAUUUUGUAAUAUCUGUUGUUUUGUUCAUUGUGUACUGGCCUUUGAAGCCACCAGUAAAGCAAGAAUUUUUAAACUUUGACUUAGACUUUACUUUUAUAGUGUGCUCGACUUCAUACUGUAUUAAAACCAUAGCUAAAUAGUAAUAGUUCAAAUUAUGAAUAUUUGUUUGAUUUCUUCAAAUCAUCAAUUUCUAUGUCAAAUCUUAGCAAAAACUUCCGGAGAAUAAUCAUUUCUGUUUGGGGCCUUUUAUUUUAAAAAAUGGCCUGGGACAUGGGUCACAAAUUAAAUAAAUGACCAUUUUAGGUCCCCAUCUUUAUAUCUAAGUGGUUUUCGAAUGAUUGACAUUACUAUUAUUUCAGGAGCCAACCUCCUCAAUUAGUAAGUUCGCUUAAAUUUCCUUCCUAAGAAUCAAGUAUUAAACAACAAUUGAACGAAGCCUUCAUCUGCCAAUAUAACUCGCAGUUAUUGUAUGAUUUUCCUUUGGCUCUACCUUUGUUAUUUAAUUGUAGAACGACUGUCACUUAGACACAAAGACACUAGCAAGUCACCAAGACACAAGUUACAGAGGCAGAGUUAAAAACUGAAUGAUCUAGCUCACAAUUCUGUUGCUUUCCGACAAAGCUCAAAUCCCUGGUCUGUAGAACUCUUACCGAAGAGUUUCACCAGACGACGGUUUUAGUCGUUCACCGACAGAAGACUGAUUAAGAAUAAAAAGGUGACUGUAUAUUAGUAUAUACCCAGCAAGUUAUUAUUCUAACAAUCGCCAAGCAACGUAUUUUUGAUAAUUUUAAACAGUCUCUUCUAGCUGACAUAAAUGCCUCUUCCAAAUGUACAAUCUAUAAAUAUUUAGUUGAUCAUUGUACCUUGCA
This is a messenger RNA of Magallana angulata, 3823 nucleotides long. RefSeq names its product prostaglandin E2 receptor EP3 subtype-like. Bases 130 to 1125 code for a protein of 331 amino acids. The transcript has 2 exons. Gene Ontology annotation, biological process: inflammatory response; adenylate cyclase-activating G protein-coupled receptor signaling pathway; positive regulation of cytosolic calcium ion concentration. Gene Ontology annotation, molecular function: G protein-coupled receptor activity. Lineage: Eukaryota; Metazoa; Mollusca; Bivalvia; Ostreida; Ostreidae. Gene Ontology annotation, cellular component: plasma membrane. The record is from RefSeq and is a predicted model, not a curated record.